Messenger RNA from Aspergillus mulundensis, 1590 nucleotides. RefSeq lists its product as uncharacterized. The record is from RefSeq and is a predicted model, not a curated record. The transcript is spliced from 2 exons. The coding region runs from base 1 to 1590 and encodes 529 amino acids. Lineage: Eukaryota; Fungi; Ascomycota; Eurotiomycetes; Eurotiales; Aspergillaceae.
AUGCCCUCCAAGCGAUCAUCGCUCCCUCCUCGUCCUCACGGUGCCGCUCGACAUACGAAACGCCUGACCUUGAACUUUCCCAUCAAUAUCGAUCCAGCAGCCUUUGAUCCCAGCGCAUCGGCCUCGCCGUCUGGAUCCAUGACACCCGUGACUCGAUCGUCCGCCGCGCGACAUUCCCCCGUCCACACUAUAACCACCCCUCCAUUCGACGGUCAAGAUGACGGCACGAGUCUGUUGACAGCAAUUGCGUCUCAGGAACGGAGGGUGCUGGAAUUGCGCGAGGAAUUACACCGGGCGGAAGCGGAGCUGGACUCAUUGAAGAAACAAUGGACAACGUCAGAAAGGACAAGGAAACGCACGGAAGUCAACCAUCGCGCGGAGGCUAUGUUACCUCUCAGGUCUCCGGAUAGGGUUGCCACUUCAAGCGCUGCGAGCACACAUAGUAGGGAGACAAGUUUCAGCGGCAGCGUGAGCUCCACAGUCCCGCCUCAAGUUCGACUCAGCCGGGAGUUGGAGCGACGCCAGAGUCUGCUUGCAGCUGCUUCAAAUGGAACAUCUGUGUCAUCGAAUGGUAGACGGGUCUUUCAGGGCUCUCAUACGCGAACUUUGUCCUUGCUCUCUCCCACCACCGGCUCGAUGAGCAGCAAGCUGUCCGAGUCUGGCUCUAGCCAAGUGGAUAGUGAUCGUGUAGGCCGGCCUCCGCGAUCAGCCACCAUGCCAUCCGUUGAUCGGGUUCCUGUCCGCACUCCAACGGCGCCAACCGAAGACAUGGUCACCCAGUGGCGCAAGACCAUGCCAGGGUCUCCUGCGUCUCGGGACACCCUCAUGCGGACUGGCAAGCAGAUGGCGUCGGACCUGCGAGAGGGGCUCUGGACGUUCCUGGAGGACAUCAGACAAGCGACUGUCGGCGACGAAGGAAUCAACGCCACCGAAUCACGCACAAUGCAGCCUCGCAACCGCGACUCCAGCUCGACCUCGCGCAGCCGAGACCGACUUUCCGUGCAAACAGGCAGUGGCAAGGCGUCGUCGCGCUCAUCCUCGGGCAGGAGCCCCGGAACAUCAAAAGCUACUGGUAAAAGCUCCAAGUCGGCGGACAUAGACGCGUCGUUCUGGAGUGAAUUCGGCAUUGAUUCUUCUUCUGGGCAGCAGCGCCCAAACGCUCGCAGAACCCCCUCAACCCCCAGCGGGUCACACAGUCGCAGUCACAGUCUCAAGCCCAGCGCUCCCACCACGCUCGACGCGGACGAAACCUGGGAUGACUGGGAUAAUACGCCGCAGCCAACGCAAAAACCGAAAUCGCACACCCCCUCUUCGAGCCGCUCUACCAUCGAGUCGAGACAGGAUCACUCGCCGGUCACUCAGUUCAGUAGUCCCAGGACCAGCACUAGCUUCGGCGACUGGCGCCACGACAUCCCAGACCCCAGUGUCUCGGAUGGCAUCCCCUGGCCUGCACUGACGCAGGCAGCGCCAUCGAAACUCAACCGGACGGCCUCGAACUUGAUGGCAGAGUGGGAGCGGAGUCUGCAGUCUUCGCCGAACCAUAGUCCCCUGGCUUCUCCUGGCCUUGGCAAGGACAGCAAGAACGACUGA